Dacryopinax primogenitus is the source of this 1515-nucleotide messenger RNA. RefSeq lists its product as uncharacterized. The transcript is spliced from 2 exons. Gene Ontology annotation, molecular function: DNA-binding transcription factor activity, RNA polymerase II-specific; zinc ion binding. The record is from RefSeq and is a predicted model, not a curated record. Gene Ontology annotation, biological process: regulation of DNA-templated transcription. NCBI's taxonomy places the organism in Eukaryota, Fungi, Basidiomycota, Dacrymycetes, Dacrymycetales, Dacrymycetaceae. The coding region runs from base 98 to 1357 and encodes 419 amino acids.
CUUCUUUCCACAGUUUGGCGAUCUCACCGAUCCAAACUUCCCGGCCUUACCCUAUCCGCUCCUUAUUCCCCCUUCAUUGCAUCAGGCCACGCUGACCAUGAGUGAACCACCAUCAGACUCAGGUGAUCAACAGCGCCCGCCUCGACAGCCUGAACAGCAGCCGCAACGGCCGCCACCGCCGUCCUUUCCCGUCUCGCUAACCGAAGGAACAUCCUCGUCUAACUCACCCCAAAGCGCAUCCGGCCACCUCCCCCUUCCAUCACGCGGUUCACGACCGCCAGCAUUCACCUUACCACCCCUGCCACCUUCCCUCAUUCCCACAGGCGAAGAUCAACCACCGUAUCCCCCUCUCCCUCCAUCCGCAUAUGGUCCGCUUCCCCCAUCUCGAAAGCGUACCCGUUCUCCCCCGGACGCGUCGACAUCGGAUCAACCGACGUUCGUCCCCCUGCCGUUUCCAGACGCAUCUCCCUCUCAAGUCAUAGGGGAAAGCAGUACUCGGCCGCGGCGGGCCUCGCUGCCCAUACGGAGUGGUGUUCGGGUCAUGUUGGCGUGUGUAGCGUGCCGUAGCAGGAAAAUCAAGUGCAACGGAGAGAAGCCCAUAUGUGAAAACUGUAUACGCCGCGGCACCAUUUGCGAAUAUGACGCUCAGCCUCGAAGAAGGGGGCCGGACAAGAACCCCGGCGGCAGAGUAAGGAAGAAGGAGCUGGCAGUAGCUCAAUCCCUCGCUAUUGCAGAGGGUCGUCCGCCGCCGGUAGCGUCGCCGGAGGAUGAGCCUGAGAGCCCGAAGAGACGUCGGAGGGCCGACACCGGCCCGAGGGAGGGAAUGAUUCCGGGCUUGCAGAUGCCCCCUUACCCGUACGCCCCUCCGCACCCUGCAUUUGCCGACCCCCGUUUCGCUGCCAGCAUGUACGGAGGACCGCCACCGCCACCUCAUAUGGAAUACGGGUAUGGGCCACCUCCCGGAUACAUGUACUCGCCUAGAGACGCGAUGAGCUGGCUGCCACCGCCGUUUGAGGAGAUGCACCGACCAGACCCGAGGAGAAAGGGAGGAGAGGAGUCGGAUCCUGCGGAAGAUCCUCCUGAAAUUGCGGAUGACCCCCCGCCUGCAACGAAUGAAGAAACCAGUCUGGUACGAGAAGAUGAGGAAGCACAGGCACGGGACGAGACGAGCCAUUCGGAGCCACUGCAGCUGAAAGAAGGUGAACACGGGCAGGGUGCGGACCCUGCUCCAUCUACGACUUCCGCCUCGGCCGCCGAAACAGAUACACCGGCAGAGGAGGACAAAGGCAAAGGAAGAGAGGUUUCCUUUGAUCUGGAUGAGGAUCCCACUAUCGAUCCGGAGAGUGACACCCAAUAACUUUACGACCGGGAAAGCGAGUGCCCACCUACGGCGCAGAAACACUCGGGCUUCUACCACCUUGCCAGCUUUCUCGCCCUUGUUCUGGACUAUACACAAAACCUAAAGUGCAAGCAUCGGACUGCUGUACCAUGUAGCAUCACAUAACAUGUAACUGG